CUCAUUUUGGUAAAGUUAUUGAUUGUCCAACUCGACUUCCUCCAUGUCGGAAUCCACUCUCAAACUGCGGCGUAAACGGCGGGUGAAAAGCCAUCUCCAGGCCAAAAUGGAGGCUCUCACGGAAAGCUUGGAUGCUUAUCUCCUCCAUUCCGGACACGUCGGCGAUGACAUCGACUUCUCAAUUGACGAGUGGGUUGCCAUGAAACGUUUCCUCGACCCACAUGAGAGUACCGAUUACCUCUAUGAUACCCUCGAUUGGCCCAGCGAACAGUACACACGCGCCGAAUUCCAUUCCAUCACUCGAAAAAUGGAUCUUGACGAGUAUUUCGAGUUGGCAACGUGUCUCAGCGAAGAUGAGAUGAACGCAUUCGCCGACUACAGUCCGCUCGAUCAUGGCGUGCGCAACGAUGAACCCGAUGAUUCGGCCCUUGAUUGGAUCACCUACAGCACCCGAUAUUCUAACGCAGACACGUCCGACGAAAAAAUGGCAAAAGCCUUGAUUAGCAGACUGUACGAGUUCCACCAACCAAAGGAUAUGGGCAUAAGGCAAUUUGAACGAAUCGUGCGUAAGCUACCGCGAGACGAUGUUAAGGAACUCAUGGCAGCCAUGACAGAAGAUCCAUCGGCUUCUCCGUACAUUUGUCGGCAAGAGGUGGAGAAGGUAAUUCGUGAAGAGCUCAAAGGACAGCAAGGCAAUGCUUGGACACAGAUGCAGCGGGAGUUUGAUCGCGCCUUCAACAUCCUGGGCAAGGUUAAAGACUGCACAGCUACUAUGGUCAAAAUGCGUUUGAUUCCAUCCUCUCCUUCUGCUGACCCACCCCAUGCGAACGCCCCCAGUGUACCUCCGGUCAACAAGAACCAUGUCAUCUCCAAAUCCGAACCUCAAAUCCACACUGAUGAUGACUCGGGAAUUGGUACUGAGGAGAGCUCAGAAGGCGAGAGUUCGGAUGCAACCAGCUCAGAGUCAAACAGUUCAGACUCGGGUUCAGACACCAGCUCAGAGCAAAGUUCGUCAAAGUCGAUUGAUUCAGUCCCUGAUAGCCCUACUCGUGCUGCCCCAUCCCGAAAGCGUGUCCUCAAACAGCCUUUACCACCACCCGAACCACUUCCGAAAGAAGGGAAGAAGCGAAUGCGCGGGUCUAUAUCAGAUACACCCCCCGGGGUCGAUGGAGGUCCACAGUCGGAGAUGAAGGAGGCAAAGAAAGUUAAAGCCACCGACACAGCCAACGCAUUAGUCGCAACUACGACAACUAUUCUUACGAAACGCAACAAGAAGUCUCAGAACGUAUAUCUGACUAGCAAGUACUUCAGCCAGCCCUCGGUUGACGCGGAUACACUUUCGCCGCAGCGACCAAAGAGUAGAAAGAAAGCUGGAAGCAAGCGAAAAAGCUCUGUUAGACUCCAAUCCCCCCCAAAUGGGCCCAGCAGCGACAAUGCAAUCUCGAAUACUACGGAUAACACCGAGAACCCCAACAUGUUCUCAAGACUCUCCCCCGCACCCAAUGUUAAGGCGGCUACACCUACCCGUCAUCGCCCUGAGAUAUCAAUCGCUACCGCUGGCCCCAAGAAAACCUUCAGUGCUCUGUCCAUCUCACGGGGAAACCCACGAGCAUCUGCGGAGAACGAACCAGACGACAGCAUGAUCAAACCGGUCAAGCGUGAGAUGAUUGAGGCUAACCCUCUUCCUUCCACACCUAAAUUUCCGACUCAACCAACGAAAUCAGCCCAUCCGCAGACAGAAAAACGCGUGUCGGAGCAACCGAAAGCAAGAAAGGCCCGUCAUUCGGAUACUAGUACGCUUGCAAAGGACUACCGCGAUCCCUCGCUGUUUUCCUUGCCGCCCCAGAGCCCAUCCAAGUCACACCAAACCUCGUUCUCCUUCAUUGAUCCGAGUCGGCCGAAGCCGCCCAUCUUCGACCCUUGGUCGAGUUUUCAGCGGCCGAUGAAGCAUUGAACUUGAACAGUAUCACUGCUGAGGCUACUGGGACAAUAGAAACCACGGGGAUGGAGGAUGAUGGUUCAACAUCAUGUACGCUCACCAUCGUGUCUCUACCUCCGCAA
Eremomyces bilateralis CBS 781.70 is the source of this 2061-nucleotide messenger RNA. RefSeq lists its product as uncharacterized. The record is from RefSeq and is a predicted model, not a curated record. Lineage: Eukaryota; Fungi; Ascomycota; Dothideomycetes; Eremomycetales; Eremomycetaceae. The transcript has 2 exons. The coding region runs from base 44 to 1954 and encodes 636 amino acids.